AUGUUGAUAAAUCAUAGGGUGUGUAGCCCUUUAAUGUGUGGGGGGCUGAAGGCCGAUCUUUUCGUUAGGUACAAACAAAUGGAAAGAAAGCUCAAGCUUCUGGAGAUAAGGGAAGCUUAUGUACGCAAGGAGAUUGAAACUCUGAAGAGAGAGGAGAGGCAUGGCAGAGAGGAGCUGGACAGGGUCAAGAGUGUUCCGUUGAUAAUGGGGCAGUUUCUGGAGCCGAUCGACAAUUCCACUGCGAUUGUAGGGUCGACAGCCGGGAGCAACUUUGUUGUAAGAAUACUGUCCACUGUUGAUAGGGAGCUUCUGAGGCCAAACACCACUGUUGCCUUGCAUCGACAUUCAAGCGCCAUUGUUGAUGUACUUCCUCCGGAGGUGGACAGCACGAUUCCUGUGAUGGGAGAGGAGGAAAAGCCAGAUGUGACAUAUGCAGAUGUGGGAGGGCUUGAUGUGCAGAAGCAGGAGAUAAGGGAGACUGUCGAACUUCCAUUGCUGCAGUCUGAUCUUUACAGGCAGAUAGGGAUUGACCCUCCCCAGGGAGUGCUACUCUACGGGCCACCUGGAACAGGGAAGACCAUGCUUGUGAAGGCUGUGGCAAACCACACAAAGGCGACAUUCAUAAAGGUUAAUGGAUCCGAGUUUGUGCAGAAGUAUCUUGGAGAGGGGCCCCGAAUGGUAAGAGAUGUGUUCAGGCUGGCAAGAGAGAAGGCGCCGUCGAUUGUGUUCAUUGACGAGGUGGACUCGAUUGCAACAAAGAGAUUUGAUGCAUCGACGUCAGCAGAUAGAGAAGUCCAGCGAGUGCUUAUAGAGCUUCUGAACCAGAUGGAUGGGUUUGACCAGACGGCAAAUGUCAAAGUUAUCAUGGCGACGAACAGGGCAGAUACCAUUGAUCCUGCGCUGCUCAGGCCUGGGCGUCUGGACAGGAAGAUAGAGUUUCCGCUUCCAGACAGAAGGCAGAAGAGGCUUGUGUUCAAUGCAAUUACAUCGAAGAUGAGUCUCAAGGAUGAGGUGGACAUCGAGAGCCUUGUGUGCAGGCCUGAGAGGAUAAGCUGUGCAGACAUCAACUCGAUCUGCCAGGAGGCGGGGAUGCUUGCUGUUCGUGCGAGUAGAUACAUGGUGACGCAGAAAGACUUUGAGGAAGCAUAUUCAAAGGUUGUUGAGAGAAGUGACACACGGCCUGCAUUCUAUAAUUAA
Molecule: messenger RNA, 1197 nt
Organism: Encephalitozoon romaleae SJ-2008
Lineage: Eukaryota; Fungi; Microsporidia; Unikaryonidae
Product: 26S proteasome regulatory subunit 6
Exons: 1
Coding region: 1-1197 (398 amino acids)
Biological process (GO): proteasome-mediated ubiquitin-dependent protein catabolic process
Cellular component (GO): proteasome regulatory particle, base subcomplex
Molecular function (GO): proteasome-activating activity; ATP binding; ATP hydrolysis activity
Source: RefSeq, a predicted model, not a curated record